AUGACGCCAGAACCUGUCCGCGCCGCGCCCCAUGCGGACACCCCGCAGGACUUUGACGUUGUCGUGGUAGGCGGCGGCAUAUCAGGCCUCACCACCGCCCGCAACCUGCUGCGUGAGGGACACCGCGUGGCAGUGCUGGAGGCGCGCGGCGGCCUGGGUGGCCGCUGCCUGCGCCUGCCCGUCACCCACGCCGACGGAACGCCUGUGCGCUGCGAGCUGGAGGUGUGCGACCCCGCCUCGGUCAACAACACCUACUACUACGAUGUGGGCGGCCAGUGGGUGGGCCCCACGCAGACCCGCUUCCUGGCCAUGGCGGAGGAGUAUGGGGUCAAGAAGUACGAGGCGACGCAGUGGCAGGGCCAGACCCGCCUGUACGUCAACGACACCCCCAUCAUCGUCUCCUCCGCGGUGCUCAUGGGCCUGCCGGUGCCGGAGGCUGAGCUGGCGGGGUUCUCCGCGGAGCAGCGUGCCUCGCUGGGAGAGUACGCUCGCCUGGUGGGCCUGCUGAAGGACAUCAUCGAUGUUGUGGAUGUGGAGGAGCCGUGGAAGACGCCCAAUGCGGCGGAGCUGGAUGCCAUCACUUUCCAGUCCUGGCUGGAGAAGAGCAGCGAUGACAAGUUUGCGCGGGACUUGCUGGCGGCGAUUGAGCCGCUGGGGGGCGGCGCCCUUGGCGGCAUCCGCCCCGGCUGGGUCUCCGUGCUGCACGUCGCUCGCCAGGUGAAGUCUGCCCCUCAGGCUGAGGAGCCUGAGCGGUACCUGUUCUGGGGGGCUGCCGGUCAGUUUGUCGACCAUCUGUCCAAGGUGAGCUGA
Molecule: messenger RNA, 810 nt
Organism: Chlorella variabilis
Lineage: Eukaryota; Viridiplantae; Chlorophyta; Trebouxiophyceae; Chlorellales; Chlorellaceae
Exons: 6
Coding region: 1-810 (269 amino acids)
Molecular function (GO): oxidoreductase activity
Source: RefSeq, a predicted model, not a curated record